Messenger RNA from Chlamydomonas reinhardtii, 1287 nucleotides. RefSeq lists its product as uncharacterized. Bases 44 to 502 code for a protein of 152 amino acids. The transcript is spliced from 3 exons. The record is from RefSeq and is a predicted model, not a curated record. NCBI's taxonomy places the organism in Eukaryota, Viridiplantae, Chlorophyta, Chlorophyceae, Chlamydomonadales, Chlamydomonadaceae.
CCCCGCGUGUGGCUGUGUGGGGGGGUGCAUGCGUGGGGUGCAGAUGCGGCUGCGCUCCUGCCUGACCAGCUCCAAGUACAACUACUUUUCGGGUGUGGCGGCGGCGGUGCCGGCAGUGCUUGCAGAGCUGAGGGAGGAGGUGCUGGCCAGCUUCAGGCUCAACAGCAGGCUGCUGGGCCUGAUGCAGCGCCUGGCGGUGUGGACACACAGCUGCGAGAUCAGCGUGGCGGCGGCGGUGCAGGACGGGCUGCGCACAGGCGGCGGCGGCGCGGGCGAGGAGGCGGCGGAGGGCGGGGUGCUGGGCGGCGCGUCAGUACUCAGGGGCAUGGGGCUAGGGCUGAGCGGGCCGGAGGGGGCGGGAGGGGCAGGAGGCGGGGCAGGAGGUGGGGGAGGUGGGGCGGGGGGAGGGAGGAGGGGUGGGGGUGGGAGUAGUGGGGGUGGGGCGCGGCCGGGGGCGGGCGGCAUCCGGACGUCGAUGUCGCUGGCGGACUGGGAGGACUGAAGAGGGAGGGGUUGUAUGCUAGAGCCAAACCAGUUUGUACCAAGAGGGCCCAAUGUGACACAUGUGGGCCGAGGAACUACAGUGUAUAGAGCGGAGGGUUUCCCCUCUCAAGGAUGUCAUGACGCGUGAUUUCGGCACGCAAGGGCAUCGGCGCGGACGUGUGGGCGUCAAUGAAUGGGGGGUGUCCAGGGGCGUGCCAAGCAAUGGUGUCAUGGCGCGGCAAGCAGUGCUGCUGGCGUGAACGUGACAACGUGCUAUGAAUUCUGAUUUGAGUGGGAUUGCGUGGGGGAGUGAGGGGCCAUGAGGCUCCCUCACCCGCAAUGGGGCGUGUGUAGCAUAUGGUGCUGGAGUUCAACCGGCGACAUGUAUGCGCACGUAUGGGAGGUGCGUGCGCGGCUGUGCGCGCACAUUCCGUGAUUCUGGAUUGUGUGUGGGUGCUGACGACAGGAUUACAAUGCUAACAGCCGCCACGGACGGAACUGCCUGCCGCCGCUGUGUCCGUGUGUCCGUGUGUCGUGCCGAACACCCGAACACCCGAAGCGGACGACUGUGCUGCUCGCGGUUGCUACUUGUGACUUGUGAGGCAGGGCUGCCCGCCCGCGCUAGCCAUGAGCACAUACAGCGGGUGGGAACUGAAGCACAGCAGCAGCGUUGUCAAUGCAGGACAGGAGGGGACAAGUAAGGGGACGGCGGCGUGCCCCUGCUGCCUGCGGUCGGAGUGUGCGGGGCUGACUGUGCACCCGCGUGCAGGCGGACGCACUGCCGCUUUGUAACAUGCUGGGGCC